UGUGUGUGUGCACCGCUGCACUGAGUUGUGCAACACCGAAUGACGUCGUACAACAAACGUGGAUUUCUAACCCCUGUGAUUAGAAAAAUGGAUAUACAAACAGAAGAAUCCAAUUAUUUAGAAAGUAAAGAAUCUAGUUUUAAGUCGGAUGAAUCCGGUACAAAAACUGAUGAAUCUAAUUUCAAAUUGGAUGAAACCAAAACAAGAACUGCUGAAUCAUGUAUAAUAAUGGAUAAAUCUAUGUUAAAAAAUGAAGAAUCGAUUGCAGACAAUUAUGAAUCGAGUGUUAAAUCUGAAAAAGUGAUAGAAAAAACUGAAGUCUCAAGCGCAUGCGCAAGCGAUUCCCUUGCUAUGGCUUCUGUCAGUGAAUUAACCCUUCAAACAGAAGCCACCAAUGAUCCAACCCACCCAGUAGCAGACAUCACACAUGCAGCCACCAAUGAACCAACACACCGAGUAGCAAAUGACAUCACAAAUGCAGCCACCAAUGAACCAACCCAACCAGUAGACGACAUCACACAUGCAGCCACCAAUGAACCAACCCAACCAGUAGCACACGACAUCACACCUGCAGACACCAAUGAACCAACCCACCCAGUAGCAAAUGACAUCACACAUGCAGCCACCAAUGAACCGACCAAUCAAAUAGCAGAAGACAUCAAGCCUGCAGCCACCAAUGAACCAACCCAACCAGUAGCAAAUGACAUCACACAUGCAGCCACCAAUGAACCAACCAAUCAAAUAGCAGAAGACAUCAAGCCUGCAGCCACCAAUGAACCAACCCAACCAGUAGCAAAUGACAUCACACAUGCAGCCACCAAUAAACCAACACACCCCGUAGCAAAUAACAUCACACUAUCAACCACCAAUGAACCAACACACCCACUAGCAAAUGACAUCACACUAUCAGCCACCAAUGAACCAACACACCCCGUAGCAAACGACGUCACACUAUCAGCCACCAAUGAACCAACACACCCCGUAGCAAACGACGUCACACUAUCAGCCACCAAUGAACCAACACACCCAGUAGCAGACGACACUCAUCCUUCAUCCACAAUGGACAGGUCUAACGACCAUUCCGUGAAAUCACGUGACUUUGAGUUCUGGUACGCUCCCGCGAGAUCCAGCGAUAUCCAACAUGGCGGCCAGCACCAACAUAGAGGCCAGCACCCGAGUGAGGUUAGAGACCAAAACGCUACUUUGGAAGGGAAUCCAACAUCAAAUAAUGAUGGUGGUAACGAUGACACUCUUAGUGGUGCAAGUUGUGAUGGAAGCAGAGGUUUAGAAAAUGACGACCAUCAGACGAUGAAUACAACUACCACUGAUGGUUCUAUUGAAGUAAAUCUGAUUUUACAAGAAGGUUGCAACAAUAAUACUUUGUGUGGUAACGUGGGUGAAAAUGGUAACACAAACACUAAUGCUACUGGUGAGACACCUGAUAGUGAUACUGGCGAAACAACCAGUAGUGAUUCUGGUAGUGCAAAUGUUCAAGUUCCGAAUAUUUCAGUAAUAGGCAGCGAGGUAGGAAAUGUCUGCAAUCUGAACUUUUCUACGGACGUCACUGAAGCUAAUUCUAAUUCUUGUAACGACAAACCCAAUGAAGGUUUAGCUCCCAUAGUCACCAAACCAACGCACACCAGCACUGAACAAACCCACGACACAAGCCAAUCAGCUGAUUAUGUGAACAUCCAACAAUUAAAAGGGAAGUUAACCAACACAGCUAUAGUAUGUAACGCUUCGAAUAACAUUGAUGACUUAACAAAUCUUGGAGCUAACAGCCGUGUUUAUGAUAAAACAAAUGACAAAUUACUACACUUUGAAACAAAUGUUAACGUUUCUGAUGAUACAAUUACUGAUUUCCCACGAGAUGCUAACACCAGCUGUGAUUCUGGUAUUUUCACUGGUAACUUCUCUGAUGUUACCAAUGCAAGUGGAGAGUGUGAAGAUAUCACAUAUGGCCUAUCCAGUGACGACACGAACGCUGAAGACUACAUUGGUGCUUAUUCUCAGACUUCCAGUCAAGCCUCUUACCCUGGUUCACAAGGCACCACUGCAGAAUCUAACACAGAGUUCAAAGGUCAGCAACUUGAGGAAGUGAUGUUUGAAAUUCAGCAACAAAGAGAAAUAAACAGGAAACGAAAUGAAGAACUUAAGCGGUCACUGGAAGGGAAAAUUGCCUCGAUACCACCAGAGCCUUUAAUCUUUUUGGACACAGAUAGAAACAUUCACUACGACGGGCAUGGUAAAGUCAUUGAUGUAAAAGUAAUUGAAAACAAAACUAGCGAAACAGACACAUCGGUAGACAGUGGGAGGCGCACUAAGGAAAAGCGCAAUGCAAGAAGGAAAGGGGAGGCCCACACAGAGAACAACAUCCGUCAGUGUUUAUAUGAGCCAGUGUGUCAGCCAAUAGUCAUGAGACAGACGUAUGUAACCGCUGCUCCACCAUCCACACAGCGGACAGUAGUUUCAGCUCAACAAUCCAUUCAGCGAACAGCAGUGUCAGCUCCACUUUCCACUCAGCGAACAGCAGUGUCAGCUCCACUUUCCACUCAGCGAACAGCAGUGUCAGCUCCACUUUCCACUCAGCGAACAGCCGUGUCAGCUCCACUUUCCAUUCAGCAAACAGCAGUUUCAGCUCAACAAUUCAUACAACCAGCAAUAAAGUCAACCCCUAGAGAUGGACUGGAAAAUGUUGAGUCAGUUUCCCCACAUAGACAAGCAAGCACACAGGCUGUUUUACAUGAAAGAAACGCGCAGAUAGAAAUAGUUUCACAUGAUGGAAAUCCUCGCGCAGGAAUAAAACAAAAAGAAGUAGUUCCUCAAAAUAAAAAUCAAGAAGUAUCAAAAGAGUUAAAAGGCAGGAAAAGAAAAUAUGAAGACAUGAGAUUAAGAAAUCUAACGAAUGUAAAGACAUCAGAGAUCAGACAGCUGCCUAUACACCGGAAAGAGCGAGAUGAAUCAAAUUUGCCUGUUCAGCGAACGACAAGAGAGAUCUCGCAUCAACCUGUUCAACAAAACACAAGAGAGAUAUCACAACCACUGCAGGCCACAGCACCACCCUGGCCGGGUGAGGCUCAUGACGUCAUCCAACCCGCCCCAAACCCAGUUCCAGCGCGAUCAAGCAGCAUGACCAGACUGUAUCCGGUCCUCCCUACACUUGUAGAAGGACAAGAAUGGUCUCAGAGAAACACCACACCAUCAUACGCUACACCACAACAAGAAAUGUCAAACGUGGCUUUAUCAACAAACCCACUCUCGAUUAUUCACCAAACCACCAACCCUCAACAUUUAAACCCUCAUAUUUUAAUAACAAAUGAAGAAAACACGGCUACGCACCGCUACAAUAACUUCACUACUGAAGCCGAUCCAAGUGCUGGCUGCGUAACACCACUGACAGACAACACCGGCGACAACUACCAAGUGUGGUACACCAGCCAGGAACAAGGACCAAUGACAGGACAACCUGAAGAUGGUACUCCACAUGUCUUCAACGGAAAGCCACCAUUUUCCCAAGGAAAUAUUUCGAAGGAAAGAAGUUUAAAGGGUCAAGUCCCUAACUACCUACCAUUCAGCAUCAUUGUUACAUUAGUGUGUUGUUUCCCAGUUGGAGCAAUAGCCCUUUGCUUUGCAAUGCAGGCCAAGAAGGAAGAGAAACUGGGCCUUUUGGCGACAGCAAGACGUACCGCAUCACAGGCUAGAGUACUCUGUGUGCUAGCCGUUCUGUUUGGGCUUAUGAUGUACGCUGUCUUGCUUUAUUUCGUGAUUACCAACGUCACGAAGACGAUGAGAUCGUUGUAAAGAAUGUUUGGUAUGAUUGUACCAGCUUUUUAUGAUUGUACCAGUUUGUUAAGUGUUGUACCAACUUGUUAUGAUUUCAACCAGUUUGUUAUAAUUUUAACAAAUGUAUUAUGAUUUGAACUAGGUUGUUAUGAUUUGAACAACUUUGUUAUGAUUUGAACCAGCUUGUUAUGAUUUGAACCAGUUUGUUAUGAUUUGAACAAAUUUCUGGCAGGACUUUAUAUGAAGAAAACAACAAAAGACUUUUUUUGUAUAUUGUAACAAAAAUUUAAAAAAAAAAACUUUAUUUUUACACAAAAGUAAACUCGCAUAUUCUAUAUAUUUUAUUCGCAUUA
This is a messenger RNA of Physella acuta, 4136 nucleotides long. RefSeq lists its product as uncharacterized. Gene Ontology annotation, cellular component: membrane. NCBI's taxonomy places the organism in Eukaryota, Metazoa, Mollusca, Gastropoda, Physidae. The record is from RefSeq and is a predicted model, not a curated record.